Molecule: messenger RNA, 807 nt
Organism: Pseudovirgaria hyperparasitica
Lineage: Eukaryota; Fungi; Ascomycota; Dothideomycetes; Acrospermales; Acrospermaceae
Product: electron transfer flavo protein, beta subunit
Exons: 2
Coding region: 1-807 (268 amino acids)
Cellular component (GO): cytosol
Molecular function (GO): electron transfer activity
Source: RefSeq, a predicted model, not a curated record
AUGGCCUCUCUCAAAAUCCUCGUGCCCGUAAAGCGUGUGAUCGACUACGCCGUUCGGCCCAUGGUCAACAAAAGCAAAACAGGCGUCGUGACCGCAAAUAUUAAGCACUCCCUCAAUCCCUUCGACGAGCUGUCCAUCGAAGAAGCCGUGCGACUACGCGAGCGCAACACGAAAGAUGCAUCGAAAUUCCCGCACAAAGUCGAACGCAUUACCGCGCUCGCGGCCGGCCCGGCGAAAGCCCAGGAUCAGCUGCGCACAGCGCUUGCCAUGGGCGCCGACGAUGCAAUUCAUGUGCAGACGGACGUCGGUCAAGAGAGUGGCACAGGUGGUCUAGAGCCGCUGGAUGUGGCAAAGCUCCUCGCAAAGGUCGUUAAAGAUGAGGGCACAAACCUCGUCAUCCUUGGCAAACAAUCCAUUGACGACGACAGCGGGCAGACAGGGCAGAUGCUCGCCGGACUGCUGGGCUGGCCACAGGCUACGCAAGCCAGUAAGAUUGAAUUCCCGAGUGAAGGCGAAGUGCAGAUUACCAAGGAGGUCGAUGGGGGCGUGGAGACGGUCAAGGCGAAGAUUCCACUUGUGAUCACGACGGAUCUACGGCUGAAUGAGCCGCGGUAUGCGAGUCUGCCGAAUAUUAUGAAGGCGAAGAAGAAGCCGUUGAAGAAGGUCAGUUUGGAGGACUUGGGGAUCGAGGCGGGGGGCAGAUUGAAGGUGCUUAAGGUAGAAGAGCCACCGGCGAGGAAGGGGGGCGUCAAGGUCGAGGAUGUAGAUGGGAUGAUUGCGAAGUUGAAGGAGUUGGGUGCAUUAUAG